Cryptomeria japonica (Japanese cedar) is the source of this 1970-nucleotide messenger RNA. Its product is annotated as blue-light photoreceptor PHR2. Bases 110 to 1681 code for a protein of 523 amino acids. Gene Ontology annotation, biological process: photoreactive repair. Lineage: Eukaryota; Viridiplantae; Streptophyta; Pinopsida; Cupressales; Cupressaceae. The record is from RefSeq and is a predicted model, not a curated record. Gene Ontology annotation, molecular function: FAD binding; DNA binding. The transcript is spliced from 4 exons.
AAAAGUUAUCCACUUGACUCACUCACUCUCUCUCGGAGAAAUCCAGACGUAUUUCUGGUCUGUUUUAUUGUCCACCAUAUCCACAGGACAGAAGCCACAAAAAAAAAACAUGGCGCCUGUGCAGCAGAGCAGCUAUGGCUCCAAUUUUAGAGACCUGGAGCUCAUCAUGGACAACAAUGUCCGCAGAGUCUUCUCCCCUAACCAGCCACAACGUCAACGCUUAUGCACUCUUCCUGCACCAGCACAGAAAGAAAGAGAAAUUGAAAGAGAAACAACCUCAUUGAUUGAUGAAUCUUCUCAGCCCAGACCCCUUCCAAACCCCAUUGCAAAUGCCGCAUCCAUUUCCCUAGCCCUCGGCAACAUGGUGAACUCCAGCGUUUUCUCCACCAAAAGCGGCCGCCAUUCACAGCUCCGCCUGAAACCCUCCGGCACCAGCGUCUCCGCCGCCAGGCUGAAGCCACUGCCGACGAGACCCGUAACACUCCCCAAGCAGCCGCAAGAUUUCGUCCCAUCGCAGCUCAGCUCCGACAUGCCGCUCUUGACCCCCGCCGCUCCGGCGCCAAAGCACUCCGCCAAAUCUGGCACCUCUUCCUUCCCGGACUACCUCCGCCUCCGCCAGAAUUCCCCAGGCCCUAACGAUCCCUCCAACGGUGCGGCCGCGCGCAAGGCUGUUGUCGCGUGGUUCAGAAACGACCUCCGCCUGCACGACAAUGAAAUCCUAAACGCUGCCAACAAUCAGUCAAGCAGCGUGCUUCCUGUCUACUGCUUCGAUCCCCGCGACUAUGGGAAGUCUUCCUCUGGUUUCGACAAAACCGGGCCCUACAGAGCAACAUUUUUGCUCGAAUGUGUUGCCAAUUUGAGGGCAAAUUUACGGGAAAGAGGCUCGGAUUUAGUCGUUAGAGUAGGAAAGCCCGAGGAGGUUUUGGUUGAGCUGGCGAAGAGCGUGGGGGCGGAUGCGGUGUAUGCACACCAGGAAGUUUCCCAUGAUGAAAUCAAGGCGGAGAAUAAGAUUACGGCGGCGUUGAAAGAGGAAGGGGUGGAGGCCAAGUUCUUUUGGGGAAGUACAUUGUAUCACUUGGAGGAUUUGCCUUUUAAAUUGGAUGACAUGCCUUCCAAUUAUGGGACUUUCAGAGAUAAAGUGCAAAGCUUGUCGGUGAGACAGGUUUUGGAGCCCCCUAAAAGGCUGAAAGGGUUGCCAGUGCGGGGGAGUGUGGAGCCCGGUGAGAUUCCGACUUUGUUGGAUUUGGGCUUGAGUCCGCAGAAUGCUAAAUCCCAGAGUGGCAAAUCUACCGCAAAUGCAUCACUUGUUGGAGGUGAAACAGAAGCCUUGCAGAGGCUAAAAAUGUUUGCCACGGAGUAUAGAGGGCAGCCUCAGAAAGUUGGCAAGGAUGGCUCUGGAGAUAGUCUUUAUGGUGCUAACUUUUCAUGUAAAAUCUCACCCUGGUUGGCAAUGGGUUGUCUUUCACCACGUUACAUGUUUGAGGAGCUAAAGAAAAACAAGAACAGUUCUAUUUCAUCAUCUCUUGGAAAAGCUUCUGGUUCUGAUGGUGGCUUAAAUUGGCUUACCUUUGAACUUUUAUGGAGGGACUUCUUUAGAUUCAUUACUAAGAAGUACAGCUCGGCUAAGAAAAGUCAAACUGCUUCUCCAGCCAUAACUUGUGCAGGCCCUGUUGCAGCGUAGUGGUAUUCAGCAAACAAUAAAUUUCAAACAAACACUUCUGAUGAGCCAGGCAGCUUUCAAAGUUCCAUGUAGAGUUUAUCCGUGGGUUGUGUUUGAUUGUUUGUGUAAUAACGGCUUCCUGGGAAUGUAAGAUUUUGAAUAUCAGUUGAACAUUAGACAUUGUAAAAGAUAUUAUUGUGCCCUAUAAUACAAUUCAUUGAGCGUGCUAGUAAAAACAUAUCUAUGAUUUACAUUGAAGAGUAUGGCGGAAUGAAUAUAUUGCAAUUACUGCAUUUAAAUUUAUUAGUUA